Messenger RNA from Lingula anatina, 5355 nucleotides. RefSeq names its product histone-lysine N-methyltransferase NSD2. Gene Ontology annotation, cellular component: nucleus. NCBI's taxonomy places the organism in Eukaryota, Metazoa, Brachiopoda, Lingulata, Lingulida, Lingulidae. The record is from RefSeq and is a predicted model, not a curated record. Gene Ontology annotation, molecular function: histone methyltransferase activity; protein binding.
CCUAAAUCUUACAAGCAUGCAGCAGUCAGUAGAAAAACAUCAGUAGCCACUGAAGAGGAUGAACAAGAACCUGGGACACGCAAAAUGACAUUAGAAGAGAGGCGUAUCCAAGAAGGACAGGAAUAUGAGUUGGAGAUUUUCAAGCUUGUGGCUAAUGGAACACAAAAGAAAGAAAACAUUUGUGUGAUCUGUGAAGAAUCACAUGCACUUGGUGAACUCAUACAGUGUGAAGGACCCUGUUCUGGAUCAUUUCAUCUGUCCUGUCUUGGACUGACUGCUGCUCCAGCUGGUGUCUUCAAAUGUGAUGAAUGCACAUCUGGUUGCCAUACUUGUUUUGCCUGCAAAAAAGCUGGAAAAGAUCUGAAAAAAUGCUCUGUUCCAUUGUGCGGGAAGUUCUACCAUGAACACUGUGCAAGUCAGUUUCUUCUGUCCAAGUUUGAGGCUAAAGGUCUGGUCUGUCCCCUGCAUGUGUGCACAAACUGUGCAGAAGGCAACCCAAAGAACCCAAAAGCAACUAAAGGUCGCCUGUAUCGUUGUGUGCGCUGUCCCACUGCGUAUCAUGCUGGAGACCUGUGUGUGGCCGCGGGCAGCGUCAACCUGGCAGGGUACAAUAUUGUGUGCAGUAAACACUUUCAGCCAGUGAAGGCACACAAGCACCACUCACAUGUUAAUGUCUCUUGGUGUUUUAUUUGCAAUAAAGGAGGGACAUUGCUAUGCUGUGAGAGUUGCCCUGCAGCAUUCCAUCCAGAAUGCCUCAAGAUUCUGUUCCCAGAUGACAGUUGGUUCUGUAGGGACUGUGCUGUGGGGAAGACACCCCUAUAUGGAGAUAUUAUAUGGGUUAAGCUAGGCAUUUACAGGUGGUGGCCAGGAGAAAUCUGUCAUCCUAGACAUGUUCCCCUCAAUAUUCAGGAGAAGGACCACCAAGUGGGGGAAUUCCCUGUACGCUUCUUUGGCUCACAUGAUUAUUUCUGGACUCACAAGAGAAGGGUUUUCCUGUUUCAAGAGGGUGACAAGGGCAGUAGAGACUAUACCAACUGUAAAGGACUGGCCAAAGUGUUCAGAUUGGCUGUGGCUGAGGCCACCGAAGCAUUUAAAGUUUGGAAGUCUUACAAGGACACAAAGGAACAACAAGAGAUUGAACGCAACGACAAGAAACCUGCACCAUUUAAGUUCAUCAAGACCAAUAUUCCAUAUGGCAGUGUUCAACUUUACAAACCUGAUCUCUCAGAGCUCCCUCGCUGUGAAUGCAAGCCAUCCAGUGAGCAUCCUUGUGGUUCAGAUUCUGAGUGCUAUAACCGUAUGCUGCAGUAUGAGUGUCACCCUUCAGUCUGUCCUGCUGGAGAGAAAUGUGAGAACCAGAGGUUUCAGAAAAGAUUAUAUGUGGAGUCAGAAUCAUUCCGUACCUCUAGUAGAGGCUGGGGAUUAAGGGCUCUUAGGGAUGUUAAGAAGGGAGAGUUUGUGAAUGAGUACUGCGGAGAGCUUGUUGAUGAAGAAGAGUGCAAAAGAAGAAUACAGAAAGCACAUGAUGAAAACAUCAGCAACUUCUACAUGCUCACCAUUGACAAAAACAGAAUAAUUGAUGCAGGCCCAAAGGGGAACUUGUCCAGGUUUAUCAACCACAGCUGUCAGCCCAACUUGGAGACACAGAAGUGGACUGUCAAUGGCAAUAUUAGGGUGGGGCUGUUUGCUUCUGAUGACAUUCCAGCUGGGACAGAGUUCACCUUCAACUACAACCUUGACUGCUUGGGCAAUGAAAAGACGGUGUGUCAAUGUGGAUCACCCAAUUGCAGUGGAUUCUUGGGUGUCAGACCAAAGACGGCAGCAGCAGCAGCCAAUGAAAAGAAGGCAAAGGAGGCUAAGAAACGUAAGAAACGUCGCAACAAACCUGAUGUCAAAAAGGAACAUGAAGAUUGGUGUUUCAGAUGUGGAGAAGGUGGAGAGCUAGUAAUGUGUGACAGAACCAAGUGUCCGAAGGCUUAUCACCUGGGCUGUCUGGGGCUGAACAAGCCACCUCAUGGGAAGUGGGACUGUCCAUGGCACCACUGUGAUGAUUGUGGAAAGCCAGCAGUGAAGUUAUGCACAGAGUGCCCUAAUUCUUUCUGUCAAGCUCACAUAGAAAAAAAUGUCAUCCUUGACUUGGCAGAUGGCACCGUUUUGUGUAGUGACCAUGACGAGCUUGUGGAUAGUAUGAAGAACUCCAGCAGUGGCACUGACAGUGAAAGCAGCAGCCAAGUUGCAUCGGACGUCACCCAGACGUCUACAUCAGCAGUGCCUACUGAGCAAGGUACUGAUCAAGACAAGACAAAAGCAAUUAAAAGAAGAAAAGCAGCAGAAAGUAACAGGACAGCUGCAUCAAAGAAGAUACAAAAGAGAGCCAAAACCAGUAGCAAGCAGCCAUCUCAGGGGAAUGAAAUGAAGAUAGAAACAGAAGAUCCUGGUUCUGAGAGUGAUGAUGGAGAUGGAAAGUUGGUCAUGGACGUUCCUGUGUUAUGAGGACACUGAAUUUAGAGUUCCAAUGCAUUGUUGUAUGUAUAUAUUUAUAUUUGAAAAAAAGUACAUUAAGAUGUCCUUUUUUCAAAGUAUUGUACAGGUAUAUUUGAUAGAUUGCUUAAACAGAUACGAUGUAAAAAAGAAAGCAAUGGAAAUGUUAAAGACUAAUUAUCACUGAUCAUAAAAUAUCAGUGAACAUUCAUUUGUAUGUUUCUGUUCAGAAAGAUCAGUGUGUCCCUGAUAUUAGGUUUAGAACCUGCUUCAUUAUAGGAUGUUCCUAGUAAAUUCUUUGAAUGGCAUAAAAUGUUAAAAUAUCUUCACAUCAAAAUAUCUUUAUAUAUUGCCAAUUAGUGAGCAUCUGUAGAUUUCAAAUGAAUUAUUGUAAAAUGUUUUGACUUGCAAGCUCUGAUACAAUUUAAAGGACAGACUAUCUAUUAUAUGCACAGACAAGAAAUCGAGUCCUUCAGAUAACAAAUUGGAAACAUAUUUGAGAUUCAUGUUCUUUUUAACAUUUGUUAUUUGAAUGUGUUAGAAAAUGUUCAUCUGGGUGAGGACUGGGUGUGUCUUUGUGUUGAUGUGUGUUUUAGCAGAUAGUUAUUUUAUUUUUCAUUCUUAAAAUGAAGGUGAAUCAUCUUUAUAGAUAGCAUUCUACCUUUCAAAUUGUUGAAAAGACUCAGCAUAUAGAAGUAUAUUUUAUGAAAUGCACUAUAAUUAUUAAUAGAUAAAUGGUCUUUUUUUUCAUGUUGAUUGAAUGAGACAUGUACAAAAGGUUUCCAGUGGGAGUUUUAAGCAAUGGUAAAAUGGAUUUUUGUUUUCAUUUUAAACUGACCUGCCCCACACGUGGUUGGCUUUAAGUUGGGAUUAAUUUUUCUUAGUGAUCAAUAUGGUAAAUUUGCUUGCAAUUUUUAUUCCUUGUUAUCAUUUGUCAGAUAGGUAAGUUCCAGGUGUAGAGAUGUUUAUAUAUUGUCAGGUAAUUGUGUCAGUGAUUUUGUUUUGUAAUUAUUUAUUUUGACUUUCCAGGGAAGUAUUAGUAUCUCAAUAUUCCGGUCUUAAUGUAUCUGCUGUUAUUGAUUAGCUAAUUGCAGCAGUUUUGUCAGGUGAUAUUAUGGCUGCCAGGCACAGGAGAGAAGUAAUGUAUGUGCAUGAACAUCUCACCAUAUUGUGAAUAAUGUUAAACCACUUGUCUAUUUGUGUAUCACAUUUUUGAAAUCUGUUCAACUUUAUUCGAGCAAAAGUUUUUAUUAUGGCUUCCAUGGUAAUGGGAAGCAGUGGGGAUCAAUAUGACACUAGGGGCACCUGCAUCUGUAUAUCUGGCAGCAAAACUGUACGUGAAUAAUAACCUCUACAUGUUGUUGUUCUAAAAAUGGAGCGAGUUGAGUGAUGUCUUUAUUAUGACCGAAAAAGACAAACAGUAUUGUUUUAGAGCUAUUGAAAUAAAUAUCAUAAAAACAUCUGCUGAAGUACUAACCCAGGGAUUAAUAUAUUUAUCCCCCUUUCUUUAUGCUCUAUAAAGUGACAUACCUCAAGAACUUUUUGUAGGGAACCCUUUACUUAUGUGAAACUCGUCUACUUUACUGUAUGCUUAUAAAGAAAAUGACAAGUGUGUUGUACAUGUAUAUGGGGACUAAAUUAUAUAGCUCAUUUUAUAAUCUCUGGAAACUUCACUGUUUAGAAGAUGGUGGAUGUAGCCUGUGCACUUAAAAAAAAAAAGAAAACCAAGUCUGUUGCUUGUACCAUUACGUUUCCUCCAAAAGUAAGGCUAGCUAGUGAAGUUUCCUGCUAGUAUGUGCCAGCUGUAGGUGAACAGCUUGAAGGUAUUGAGUACAUUCUUUUUUUUUUUUUCUUCAAUUAUAUGGUGUACUUAGGACUCUGUGUUUUCAAAGUUUUUGUAGAAUUUUGAAAGCAUUGAAUGCUUUUAAGAGCCUCAGAUAAUGUUUUAUUGAAAAAAAGUAAACGUAAAAAGACACCUAAAGAUGAGAAAACACUUCAUUUGUUUAGAAGAGAUUUAACUUUAUUUUGAAACAUCCUUUGUGCAAAAAAAAAUUAAGAAUGAGCUCAAACUUAAUUGGUGAUAUACAUCUAAACAUGUUAUAACUGUUGUAUUCUUUAAAAAUAAUGGUCACCAAAAGGGCAGUUCAUAUGAAAGCCCAGACAGUAGCUGUAAAAUAUUUAAUCUGGUUACAUUUAUUUUUGGUCUUUACUUAAAAGUGCAGUUUUGAAUGCUAAGAAAGACGGUAAUUAUUUGUAAGCAGGACUCUAAAAGGCAAAACAGCUAUAUGUGAAAGUAUGGUUAAAGGUGUCAGCUUCAAGCUGUUUUAAUUCGGUCUAUAGGUGAAGUGGCGACUCAAUUUUUUAGAUUUUUUCAGACUUUGGUAGAAGAUGACUAAGCUAUCAUCAUAAUGAAACACUGUGAUGCUUCAACUCAUUCGUAUUUGUCAGCUAUAUUCCAAAUUUGUAAGUUGUGUAGUUCAUUGUUUUGCUAGUUCUGUUCAUUGGAAUUGAUUUUUAUUUUUGUUAUUUUACAUUACUUUCUCAUUUCCAAGUACUGCUUUGGUAGGUUGUAGCCUGGGUAAAAAUAAUGGCAUGCGUAAAUAAAAAUAACUUUUUUAAUUGUAAGGUCAUUUAAUUUCUAUAAUUGAAUGUAUUUGCUUCAUAUUUUAAAUGUGCACAAGGUAAUAAAUAGGUUUGUCCGUUUCUAAUUCCAUAUUAUGGUCAUGACCAUUGUCAAAUUGGUGCAUAUUUCUAUGCAAAAUAGCUCUGGGCCUAGAAUAAAGUCAACUUCUCAUUUCAGGUGACUUGCCAUUGUUGAACACUGCAAUUACCUUCGUCAUCCUUUUGAAAUAAAUUUCAGGAAUUGUAAAAUAA